AAUGAGCACCCUUAUGUUGAAAGCGACACCUAUUUACUUCCGGGGAAGCCUCGUUUUCGGACAAUUUAGUUUCUAGUCUGAGAUAAUGUUAACAGCAAAAACACUAGUUUGCUACGGCAGUUAGCGAAAUAGUCCGAAGAAUAUAGCCGUAGUGAUUCGAAUGCUGCACUCAUGUCGGGCAGGAACAACAAUGUGGAGUGGGUUGAGACAAUCGAGGAGGUUGUUAUAACAGAAGAGUGUUUACCUCCUGAGAGCAUCACCCCUGCAGUGAUACCUGUUUUAGAGCCAGCAGAAACGCCAAUCCAGAAGUUACUGGACACUGUGGGACAGGGAGAAAACUCAGAGGCUGGUGAUGGCUUCUAUUGUGAGGAGUGUCUGACUCUCUUCCAAGAGCAGAAUGAUCCCGCCAAUAUCAGUGGCCCAUCUUUUGUUCUUGACUUUCCAACGAGCAUGGGUGUCCCCCAGAGGGCCCUCCUCACUCUGCCCUACGGCCUGAUGAUAGGAAGAUCUAGUAUUCCCAAUGCAGGUGUUGGGGUCAUAAAUCAUGGACCAGAUGUGUCUCCCGGCAUGCAUUUUGGACCAUUCGAGGGGGAAGAGACAACAAGGGAAAAGGCUAUGGCGAGUGACUUCUCUUGGGAGAUUUACAAAGGAAAGGAUGAGUUUGAGUACAUCGAUGCUGCCAGAGAAUCACUCUCUAACUGGAUGAGGUACGUCAACUGUGCUCGUAAUAAAGACGAGAUGAACUUGCUAGCGGUCCAGUACAAAGGUAGCAUCCUUUUUCACUGCUGUCGCACCAUACACCCCGGAGAUGAGUUACUGGUGGGGCCCAGCAGCAAACUUCUCGCCCGUUUUAGUGAAGCUUGGAACCAGAUGUGGGUUAUGAAGUUGAAUGCAGCAGAGAGUAAUUCAACUGCGACAUCUCAGAUCUUCCCGUGCUCCCACUGUCAGCUGUCCUUCACUACAGAAGCCUUCCUCCAGCGACAUACAGAAAACUUCCACACACAACCAAAAGCGGACUGUACAGCACCAGUCGUUGAAGCAGUUGAACCUGAAAAUCCUGCUUCAAAUGCUGACUCUGCAGAUUCCCCAGUGGUGUUAUCUGUGGAUCCCGUGGAGUCCAAAACGUGUUCUGAUUGUGGGAAGACUUUCAAGCAAUUACCUCACCUCAAGAGGCACAAGCUUUGUGUCCACUCAAACAAGCGCCCCUACUGCUGCCCGCAGUGCAGGCGAAGUUUUAGCCAGGCGUCCGGCUUAAUCAGACACCAGCUAAUCCACAGAAAGCAGGUUGUGAUAAAAGAGGUGCCUAAACAGAGCGAAAUCCUCAAUGAAGGGAAAGAGAGCUUGACAUCAGAGUCGGAGCUUUCUAAUACAGCAGCUGAGGAAGUGAUUCAAACAAAGGGAAUGAAUGCAAGCGAGAACAUAGAAGAAGCCAAGGAUGCAACUGAAACGGAGAAUACUUCUGCAGGAGAGGCAGAAACAUCCCAGGAGUUGGAUGAACAGUCCAACAAUUGUUCAGACUGCGGAAAGAGCUUCAUAUAUGAAGCGUCCCUCAAAAAGCACAAAGCGAUGGUCCAUGACAAGUUUCGCCCGUACGUCUGCACUGUGUGUCAGAAGUGCUUUGGCCAGUACAACGACCUGACCAGGCACCUGCGGCGUCACCAGAAACAAAGCAAAGGGAGAGAAGAAGUAAACCAGGCCGAGGAGGAAUCUCACACUAUGCCGUUUAGCUGUGCGGAGUGCUCACUGACUUUUUCUUCAGUGGACACGCUUCAGGAACACAUAAGCGAGACUCACUCAGAGGAGACUCAAGAGGACGAUCCAGUGCCUACAGGUGAUGAUCAGAGCCAUGACCCUGACUUCAGUCCACAACCCUCAGUGGCUGAAACAGUUGAGUCUAUCCAAAAACUUCCCUCUCAGAGGCCUCAGCGACUCGGAGCUAGAUCUAAAAUAUCCGCCAUAACAAAGCUCAUAGCUCCAAAACGAAGGUCAACCAUCUGCAAGAAGCCGUUAACCGGCACGGCUCAGACUGAGGAGAAGUGCAGUGAAACGGAAACAGCCGGUGUCAGAAACGGAAAGUUAAAAAAAUACAAAUGGUUCAGUUGUAAUCAUUGUAAACGAACGUACGGAAACCCAGACGAUCUCAAAGCACAUAAGUGUGCUCUGAGACAGCACAAGUGUGGUCAGUGCGGGGCAACCUUUCAUAAGUCUGGCUUCCUGAAGAGACACGAGCAGACGGUACAUGUAAAUGGAAAAUCUUACACCUGUGACCGCUGUGGUAAGGUCUUCUCUACAGGCGGGAACCUUAAACAGCAUCAGAAGAGCAACACUUGUAUGAAGUAUCACUGCACGUCUGAGCUUUUCCCAUGCUCGUUCUGUCAGUUCUCCUUCACUAUGAAGAGCUACCUUGUUAAACACAUCAGGAGACACCACCCGGUUGAGUAUCUGUCACACUGCGAUUCAGACAGCCUAAUGGAUAAGAUGGAGGAGGAGGAAGAGGAGGAGGAGGAGGAGGGUGAAAAGGAAUAUAUAUGCCCUCAUUGUGGGAAGAGCUGCGCGAAUGCCAAAGCUUUCAAAACUCACAUAUGCUUCCAGCAAGUAAAGGUGCUCUACUUGUGCACUGACUGUGGUAAGGGCUUCGCAAACCACUACAGCCUCAAGCAACAUCAGCGCAUUCACACAGGCGAGAAGCCGUACAACUGCCCUCACUGCAGCAAAAGCUUCUCCUACACCGGCCAGCUCAACGUGCAUCUCAGAACUCACACGGGGGAGAAGCCGUACCUGUGCACCCACUGCGGGGAGAGCUUCCGGCAGUCGGGAGACCUGAAGCGACACGAGAGGAAGCACACGGGAGUGAGGCCGUACAGCUGCCCCGAGUGCUGUAAAAGCUUCAGUCGCCCGCAGAGUCUCAAAGCUCACCAAAUGCUCCACCAGGGACAGAGAAUGUUCAAAUGCACCCAGUGCGGGAAGAGCUUUUCCCGAAACUAUCACCUCAGGAGACACCAUCAGAAGAUGCACUUGUAGUCAGACGACACUUCUAAGACUUUGGAAGAAGAUUGUUGCCAAUGUAAACUGAUUUGCACUCAGUGGUCAAGUGCUUCACAGUUUUGCUCUUAGAGAGUUGCAGAGAAUUUUUUUAAUGUCUUGUACAUAACACUAUUUUCAGUUAUACUCAAGUUUAUUUAAAGCUAAAGCAAUUCAUAUCUAGUCAAUUUCAUUUUUGUUUAAAAUCAUCAACACAUGAAAUUGUUUUCCUGCAAUUAAAAAAAAUGUAAAAGAAGACACCAAAGUCACAAAAACACUUACUGCAGUUUGUCUUAAUGUCAACUUGCUUUGAAAUAAAAACAACAUACUUGACCAUCA
Thunnus maccoyii (southern bluefin tuna) is the source of this 3360-nucleotide messenger RNA. It is a transcript of the gene prdm9, whose product is annotated as PR domain containing 9. Bases 172 to 3021 code for a protein of 949 amino acids. Gene Ontology annotation, biological process: regulation of transcription by RNA polymerase II. Gene Ontology annotation, molecular function: DNA-binding transcription factor activity, RNA polymerase II-specific; RNA polymerase II transcription regulatory region sequence-specific DNA binding; protein binding. NCBI's taxonomy places the organism in Eukaryota, Metazoa, Chordata, Actinopteri, Scombriformes, Scombridae. The record is from RefSeq and is a predicted model, not a curated record. Gene Ontology annotation, cellular component: nucleus. The transcript has 7 exons.